CACCAUCAUCAUCACCACCAUCAUCGCCAUCAUCAUCCUCGCUUCCAUCGUCGCUUCGCUCGUCCAUCACCUGGCGCAUGCUGAUCAUCAAGAAUCCUAUACCGGAAGUCGUCAUGGUGCCUUUCCCCCAUCCUUGCUGCUGGAGAUUACCAUGAACCCGUCGUCCUGGGCCUCGACGUCGGAGUGAAUUCUGGGGAGGGUUUGUCUGUCAUCUCCCCGACCAGACACCGGUUGUUCGUCCCGUGGAGGCAUGCGGCUAGUAGACCAUGUCUCGAGGCUUAUCAAAGAAGCUCUUCAACGUCUGGUUGCAUAUCACUGAUCGUUACUGGGCCUUCCGCCAACCGGGCUCUGCUGGCAAUCCCCGGCACCUCCAUCCGGCCGGAUGGCGUCCGGUUUCCUUACGCACGCACUACCUUGCCCUCGUUGCCUGUCUUAUGCUUCUUAUGCUGGUAACCCUCGAAGCCCUGCGUCAAUAUAGCGACCGAGUAGGAGGGCUGGUUUUCUUCCCGGAUACCGACGAUGUGUCCAAUUCCCAAUCAUUUGCCUACAACUAUGUGCCCGUUAUUAUCGCCCUCCUUAUCGCUACCUUUUGGUCCUUUAUCGACUUCGAUGUAUUACGUCUCGAACCAUAUUUCCAAUUAUCACGAUCCGAAGGAUGCCCUGCCUCGGUGCUUUUCAUCAAUUAUAACUUUGGCCAGAGUUUCAUCACUCCGAUAAUGUCUGCGAAACGAGGCCAUUGGGUGGUACUGUCCGUCGCGCUUGUCACCCUUCUUAUCCGCAUUUUUCUUCCCGCAUUGCAUAGUGCCCUGUUCGAACUGCGAGAGGUUACCAUCAUAUCAAGCGAGCGGAUGAAUACUUGGUCAACCCUGGUGGAUCUAAACACCCAAGCCAGUUGGAUCGCUGCCCAGGAGAAUAGUGAAACUGAUAUCUAUGACGCUUAUUUUACCGCCAAUUCGGAUUUGCAGCAAUCUCGGUCAGGUAAAUACGCCGUGGCUCCAGUCGAAAUCCCGUCCGAUGACCAAAGGGAAACUACUGUGUGGACUCUAAAUCAAACUAUCUACUACGCCUCCCUUACGUGCGACGAUGUACUGAUUGAUGUUGAUUUCCCCGUGGUGGUUAAUAAUACCGCUACGAAUCUUUCUUGGGAUGUCGAAGGACUACAGAUCCCCGACCCGGACGGGAAUUGCACUGUGGAUUUCUCUUACGACAAUGUGUUCUUUCCGGACACUGAUUUUCUCCAAGUUCGAUAUUGGGAACCCAAGUCGACGGAUACUGCCUAUACAUCUUCGGGAGCGAAUAAAGCCUUCCAUUCUACUGGCUGCAAUCAGUUUGACCUUUUUGGUGUUCUCUUAUCCGUCAAUGCCACCCAAUUGGGUUCGAAUUCCUUGGAUACAUUGACAAAUAUCAACUCAUCCGCAACUCUGUUUGGUUGCGGUAUUCAGUACUAUCAAGCGGCUGCAGAGAUUACUAUGCAUGCGAACAGCUCGAUCACCAACACCAGGGUGUUGCACGAAACGAUCAAGGAACUGCCAUCGUCAGUAUUCAACACCGACGCAUUUCAGAGUCUCUUGGCACACCGGGCCCCGUACACUAGCGAUAUGCUCUUUGUGCAGAUCAACGAGACGACAGGAGAGCGCACACUGACAGAGUUACCGGUGAUCAGCCAAAACCUGGGAGAUUUGGAUCCUGUUCUGGUGCUGGAUACAUCUAAAGCCAUGACAUUGGACGAAUUUACUACCAAAGUAAGGAGAGGCGUGAAGCAGAACUUUAUUCUUACAAUGAGCCGAUUAUUCAACCCAGACGCUUCACCGGUCAGUGUCCCUGCUUACCGGUCGACUCGCCAGGUUGCCAUUGCCGUUGUCUCGUUUGUCGCUCGUUGCUCCGCAGGCAUCUUGGGGAUAGGAAUCAUUCUCGUCCUCAUAAUGAUCCGUUACUACUACAACCGUCCCAAUAUUCUCCAAAGUGACCCCGGCUCGAUAGGCCACAUCUGCAGCAUGGUAACUGAUGUUUUCGGUCCGUCGAAUGUUUUGGCCGAUCCGCGAUUUGAUUUCCACCAAUUCUCGACUCGCGAACUUCGUCGCCUUCUUCAUGACUGUCAUUUGCAAUGGUUUAAUGGGCCUUUGGGGUGGCGAUUAGAGAUGAUGACCAUCGAUGGCUCUCCCCUUCGUUUGGAAGAGAGAGAACGACCCCGAGUCGACCCUCGACCCCACUUUUUGGUCAUCCCAUUUUUUAUUGCCGAAUUUCUCUUCCUCAUUGCCGUAAUCGUCGCUAUGAGUUUGAUUAUCUCUUCCCUCGCCAAGGACGGUGGUUUACAGCAUUUGAGCCAGUCGGGUUCUAGUUUUCUUCAAGUUGUGCUCUCCCUCCUUCCAUCCAUGGUGGCUUCAUCGGUUGGAGCGCUCUGCUCGUCGAUUCACCGGAAUCUUAGUAUCCUGGAACCAUGGGUUCAUCUUCAGCGCGGGCAGGCCACCACAAGUAACUCGCUUACGAUGAACUACGCAUGUCAAAACCCUUGGACAGUGCUUCCCAAAGCCAUUCGAAAACGGCACGUUCUCCUGGGACUGGUCUCAAUUGCUUGUGUUGCCAACACAGGACUGACUGUAGUUGCUGGUGGCAUAUUCACACAGCAGUUGACGGAGUCUACUGUAUCGACAGAUUCAUUACUCGCGAAUUAUAGUUAUUCUGUUUUCCGACAGACCGACUUUGCCGCAGACUUUACCGAAUAUGAUCUAAUCCAAACGAGUAUCACCAGUGGCGUCCCCUUGCUUUCCUGGACGAGUGCGAAUCACUCCUUUGCUCCUAUAGGGAUUCGAGACCCUGACCCAGACAUCCUGUACAGUGCAACCACCUUAGGGAUCGGGGCAAGCCUGAAAUGCGAAGUUCUGUCGAUAACCUCAAGUUUAAGGUGGUUGGAUGGCACCCCACAUUGGGAGUACCAUACCUUCGGCAAUGACACUCAACAGUGCAUGGUGAAGAUGACCAUUCCUGGUGAUUCGGAUGAUAAAUUUGCGCUCUCGAUCAAUUUCCUUUCACCGACCGCGACUGAUGACGGCAAUGAUGAUUGCCAAACGUACACCGUGAUGAUUGUUGGUCGAUGGAACUACACAACCUCCUCGGCCAUUACUGACAGCAAUACAAUUGCGCUGCACUGUGAACCCGAAGUCCGGCUGCAAAACUUUACGAUCACCUUCGACCAAAGAGGUCAGAUUCAAAGUCAUGUCCCAAUGCCGGAAGCCACUAUCGACUCAGGCGAGAUGUAUCGGAAUGCCACCGUCAGCCUCGGCCAGUUCAACAAAGUGUUUGCCGCCAUCCCGCAAAGCUUCUAUGGUGAAACUGAGGAGAAAAAUGCAACAUAUGUGUCAUCAUAUGAUUGGGCUGGGUUUCUGGUUGCUCAACUUUACAAGCGCGAUGUCGCACCUAUCACCCACCUCGAUCCCUCUCGCCUAAUGAGUCUCUCUCAAACUGUAUACCAAUGGGUUUACAGUACCUACUUUUCCCUCUGGCGAGAUACCUACCUACAACGCGUCGAAGAUCGCCGUGUCGCCGAGAAUGCCACCUUACUUUACACCGCUUGGUGUAUGGUACCAUCUAUAUCUUCCCUCAUUAUUUCCAUGACAAUCAUCGGCUUGGAUACUCUAAUUGUACUGAUUGUCUUUGGCAUCCGACGCGGUCGGUUUGAGGGACCUCGAAUUCCGCGGUCUAUUGGCUCUGUUAUGCCGUGGAUCGCCAAUAGUCGCAUGAACCAGGAUUUCCGAGGCACCUAUGGGUGGACAAACGCGCAGCGACAGACUAAGCUGGAGAAUCUGGACAAGAAGUACGGGUUCCGGACGUUCGUGGGUGAGGAUGGUCAAGUACGGUUUGCGGUGGAUGAGGAAUCACCCGAAGAAGACCGUAAAACAUUACAUGCGUCCCUCGAGUCAGGGUCGACGAUGGUAGCUAAGCCACCGGAUGAUAUUGAACUCAAUGUUGUUGAGAAUCCGGGAAAUGGAAAUAGUCCCGGCAGGACUCAUGAGCCGGACUCAUGAGCUAUGUGAUAUGAUAUUUGUAUAAAGCAUAAUUUGGGCAUUGGGCAGGAUUGGGGUUAGGUUAGGAUGGGUUAUUCUCAUGUACAUAGCGAUAUAUCAACCAAUCUUCCGAUUUUUCAGAGUCUUUUACAGUCGGCGAGUUAUGUCUUCUCUUGGUGUUUGUUCGCAGGAGCACGUAGCACACUACCUCUAUCUAAACCUCGCAAACUAAUAAGUCUGCAACAAU
Messenger RNA from Aspergillus ochraceoroseus IBT 24754, 4248 nucleotides. RefSeq names its product DUF3433 domain-containing protein. Lineage: Eukaryota; Fungi; Ascomycota; Eurotiomycetes; Eurotiales; Aspergillaceae. The record is from RefSeq and is a predicted model, not a curated record. Bases 267 to 4022 code for a protein of 1251 amino acids. The transcript has 3 exons.